UGUAGUCUAUUGAUGUUUAUUUGACGACAGCUUACAUUUAGGAUAUUCUGGAUGAGUAAAAUGUGAAAAUUAUGGAAUAAAUAGCAUUGCAUUAUUGAACUGUUGUUGGGGGGACUCUAGCUAUAUGGUUUCAACAGUUCGCCAUUAUUUCAGUUUAGUAUCAAUUGAUUUCCCUGUCUGGUAGUAUAAUUCUUCAUGGGUUAUUUUGGUACAAGAAUAUUCCCACAGCUUAGGUUUAGUUGUCAGUGAACCCCUAUUGUCAGACGCUUAUGAUGCCAUUUUAUUAAACCCUAUGGUGAUCCUGUAAGCCGAAUUUGAGAAACUGUGGAACUCAUCAUUUUUCAAUCAAUCUAUUCCAUCUCAAUAUCGAAUAUAUAUUAGAAGUUAGUUUUUUAGAUCAUCUGCUCAAUCAGUUCGCGUACGAACUAGCUGAAGAGUGAGAGAAAUGCAUCGUGCGUAUCAACCAAUACUGCCCAGUCAUAACAGGUUGCUUCAACAAAAGUGGGAUGAAACCUAUUACAACGAACACAGACGGAAGGUGCAAUCAGCAAGAUCGGUUGUUGAUACGAGUGCUCCACAAACCUACGUCCAUAUGCAUUUAAAGAUGAAAAAACUACAAUUGGAAGAAGAAAGGCUGAGUACUAUAGAAAGAGAUAAUCGCAUUCUGCUAGAAAAGAUGAGUUUUGUUAUGCGAACCAGAGGAAGAGUCGAUAAUAGAAACGACUAUCAGAAUAGAAGUCUAAAUCGAGAAAAACGACAACGUGAACUUCUGCGGGUAACAAGAGAAAAUCAAUCUAUACUAAAUCGCAUCACAAUGCGCGAACCAGAAUAUAAUCACAUGAAAUGGGAAAAAGAAUGGCAAGAAGCAGAAGCUCUCAUGGAUAAUAUUGGGAGAUAUCCUAAAAAUUGGUGGAAGACCAUUGAGGAGCAACGGAAACGCAAAAACAAACGAAAAUCAGGCGUACGCAGUGCUCCGACUGGAAAAUCCGAGAGCAUGGAAGUAAGUGACAAGGAAAAACCAACAACGGCAGAACCUAGUAAAGCGAAACAGAAAAAGGCGAAGAAAAACGUUAGAAUGUCGUCACAAUCAAAAGAAAGCUCUUCGAGUAGUUCGGAAGAAUCUGACUCUAAAGAUAGCAAGAAAAAGGAUACAAAUUGAAUUUACUUAAUGAUUCGAGUCAUUUCGUUUCUAUUAAAGACUACUUUUCUGGGGUAUUUCCGUCAUUUUCUUCAUGUUUUAUUUUUCAUAGAUAUAAAUAUAAAACUUACUUAUACAGUUUCAACCAAUAAUUAUGUCCAUUUAGUAAUUACAUUAGCAGAAGGAUUUGCUUUUCAAUAAGCUAGAAUAUUGUUUGUAGAAUUUAUGAAAUGUAUCCCCUGUUUCCCUCUAUUUGGCUGUUUUAAUCUAUGUAAAAAAUGUAAAAAAAUAUCUACAUGUUUCACUUUAUAUAUUUCUUAGAAAGUUUUAUUGUUGCUGAAUCUCAAAUUGUUUUAGUAAAUAAUAGGUAUACCUAACCCUGUGCAUAAUUUUAUACCAUAAUUUCCAGUACAAUCAGUGAUAUCUGACGUUGUUUUGCAUUACCGCUAUAUAUUGCAAGAUAGAAACAAGACAAAGCUUAAAAUGCGCCGAGAGUGAGAAUCGUACAUCAUGAUAAACCUUGGACAUCAUUAAAUUCAUUUAGUCACAAUUGCUUAAGUACGUUCAGGUUGGUUCAAAAUUUCGCUGACUAUUUUUUAGGCUCGAAUAUUUUAUUUAUGAUAUAUUGUUAUGAAAGUUGAACGUGUCCUUGAUUAAAACCGAUUACCAUUUGGUUCCAAUGAUAAGUCAAGAUUUGACAAACAUUCAGACUUGGAUCUUUUCGAUUAAAUAAGUAUGCAAUUUGAAAUAUCAGCUUUGUUCUUUUUUCUAGGCAUAGAAUAUAAUUUAAGAUUAUGAGAAUUAAAAUUACUUUUUGCACAUGUGGGGUGACUGUAUGAGUUUAUUUUAAAUAUUUCAGAUAACAUUUCUUGUCUUUGUAUUAUAUACCUGUGGUAUUCUGUAAAUAUUUGAGUAGAUGCAAAUAUAUUUUAAGAAGUA
Messenger RNA from Styela clava, 2077 nucleotides. The record is from RefSeq and is a predicted model, not a curated record. NCBI's taxonomy places the organism in Eukaryota, Metazoa, Chordata, Ascidiacea, Stolidobranchia, Styelidae.